Messenger RNA from Closterium sp. NIES-67, 1868 nucleotides. The record is from the annotation of a GenBank genome assembly. Lineage: Eukaryota; Viridiplantae; Streptophyta; Zygnematophyceae; Desmidiales; Closteriaceae.
CCCCUCCUCCAAACCCUCCCCCUCCCUCCAUUCGCCCUGCCAUCUCCAUUUCUUCGGACCAUAUUUCUCUUCAACCACAUCCACCACCAGAUAUCAGCUGGACCCCAUGGCUCUCUAAGAAAACGACCGAUCUUCCGUUCUAAGCGGAGGAAAUUUCCCUCCACCAUAGGGUCGCGUCGGACUAUGACCGGUUGUAGAGCAAGCGCUGAGAGCUGAUCGUUGGUUUGUGCUUCGGGCCGCGAGCAUGUCGUCAUCAGUGACGCACAUCUACCUGCACGUCAUCCAGGACGUGAUUAAGAACGUUCGCCCCGACUUCCAGAGCGACGGCGUCGACGAGAGCGUCCUCCAGGAGCUGCAGCAGCUAUGGGAGGCCAAGGUGAUGCAGUCCGGCGCAGUCAUCCCCGUCGGCGGCUACGCGCUUCCGCCGCCUGCGCCGGCGCCCGUUGUGGCGGAUGUGGGCGCGGGAGGAGCGGAGGAGGAGCCGCUAGGGGGAGCUGAGGGGGAAGAAGCGGCGGAGGCGGGUGGGGGCGAGGAAGAGGGUGGCGAGGGCGCGGGACACGGAGGAGGGGGAUUCGCGGGGCAUGAUUUGAACAUGCCUUAUAACGGGGAUGGCGGAGAGGCGGAGGACGAACAGGCGCUGUCGCUGGGAGCAUCCCAUGCGUCUUACUCAAGCGGACAUGCCACAUCCAGCCUCGAUGGCCGCCCAUUGCCCUUCAUGCCGCGGCAGGACGCGUGGGAGCAGAAGCCCUUCCUGGUCGACAUGAACGCCGUGCCUGAGGAGGACGCCUGCAACGACGCUGCUGCUGCACACGAGGCCACUCUCGGCCUGCUGCCAUCGGAGCUGAAGCGCAAGCGGGCGGAGGAUGGCCAUGGGGGCGGGUACGAGGAGGGGUACGAGCACCACGGCGACGCGGGAAUGGACGCAGAAGGCGGCGAUUCCAGCCGCCCGCGUCUGACUCCCGAAUACGCCUUCCCCCAGGCCGAUGGGGCCAGUGACAGCAUGCCACGUGGCGGCUCCCAGUGGGCCCACGAUAUGCUGAGUCAGCUGGAGCGGCAGCAUGGGGGUGGAAGAGAGCAGGGGGCGGGGGGAGGAGGGGCGGAGGGGGGCAGUGAGGGGAGCAGAGCGGAUGGUGGAGCGGAUGGUGGAGCGGAUGGUGGAGGUGUUGCAGGGGAGGCGGGGGGACAGGUGCAACAAGAGGGGGAGAGGACGGAUGGGAGGGACGCACAUGGCAGCAGCGGGGGGAGCAGGGGUGGCAGGGGCGGCAGGGGCGGGGGCAGGAGGCAGUGGGUGGUGGAGAGGCGGAGCAUGCGGCAGGUGGAUGGGCACGACGACGAGGAGGAGGAGGGCGACGGGGACGACGCAGACGAGGGGGAGGAGGAGGAGGAGGGAGGGGCAGCAGGGGAGGCGGUGGAGGAGGAAGAGGAGGAGGAUUACAACGACCCUGCAGCGCGCACAGACACAGGCAAGGAGGAGGAGGAGGAGGAGCUGGGCGCAGCGGACGACGACGAGUCGCUGGGGGCGGAGGAUGAUGAUGAUGACGACGAUGAUGGGCGCGGGGUCAUAGGGGCGGACGAGGAGGGGCAGGACGGCAACAUCGUGCUCGCCACCUACGAGAAGGUGACACGGCAGAAGAACCGGUGGAAGUGCGUGCUGCGGCACGGAGUCACGAGCCUGAAUGGUCGCGACAUACUUUUCUUCAAAGCCAAUGGGGAAUUCGAGUUUUAGGCAGGGCCAACUAUGGCCCAUCGAACAAUUACAGAGGACACUAGGGAUUUGGACUUGCUGUUGUGUUGGAUUAGCUGCUGUUGACACUGGGUAAGGAUAUAUGGGCAAUGUAUAAACAAGUCACCCAGAUUACACUUUUAAU